AGAACGCGCAGCGUCGGUGGUGGCUCAGGUCAGUUAGUUCUGUCGAGCAGCCGUCCACGCAGCGAUAUAUAUCCCAUUUUCUUAAAUUAGCCACUUUAAGCUUCGCGAUACCGCCCCCAGUAGCAGCGUCGGUACGGAGCCGCCAGGCCGGGACAGAGACGGAGAGAGAGGCCUCGGCCAUGGAAGCGCUCGGACCCGGCCCGCCCGCCCCUCCCUCUCUGUUUCAGCCUCCGCGGCGUCCCGGCCUCGGCACGGUGGGGAAACCCAUCCGGCUCCUAGCCAACCACUUCCAGGUGCAGAUUCCCAAGAUUGAUGUCUAUCACUAUGAUAUCGACAUCAAACCUGAGAAACGGCCUCGAAGGGUCAACAGGGAAGUGGUGGACACCAUGGUGCGGCACUUCAAGAUGCAGAUCUUUGGAGACCGACAGCCUGGCUACGACGGGAAGAGGAACAUGUACACAGCCCAUCCACUGCCAAUUGGGAGAGAUCGGGUGGAUCUGGAGGUGACUCUGCCUGGCGAGGGGAAGGAUCAGACCUUCAAGGUGUCUUUGCAGUGGGUGUCUGUGGUCAGUCUUCAGAUGCUGCUGGAAGCCCUGUCAGGUCACCUUAACGAGGUCCCAGAAGAUUCGGUUCAGGCUCUGGAUGUCAUCACACGGCACCUGCCUUCCAUGAGGUACACUCCUGUGGGGCGAUCGUUUUUCUCCCCUCCGGAGGGCUACUAUCAUCCUCUGGGUGGAGGCAGGGAGGUGUGGUUUGGCUUCCAUCAGUCUGUCCGUCCUGCCAUGUGGAACAUGAUGCUUAACAUCGACGUGUCAGCCACAGCUUUCUACCGCGCUCAGCCUGUGAUCGAGUUCAUGUGCGAGGUGCUGGACAUCCAGAACAUCAACGAACAAACCAAACCACUGACUGAUUCGCAACGCGUCAAAUUCACCAAGGAAAUAAGAGGCUUGAAAGUUGAGGUCACACACUGUGGUCAAAUGAAGAGGAAGUACCGUGUGUGCAACGUGACACGCCGACCUGCCAGCCACCAGACGUUCCCUUUACAACUUGAGAACGGCCAAGCCAUGGAGUGCACAGUAGCACAGUAUUUCAAGCAGAAGUACAAUCUGCAGCUCAAAUAUCCCCAUUUGCCCUGCUUGCAAGUAGGACAGGAACAGAAGCACACCUACCUUCCCCUGGAGGUCUGUAACAUAGUAGCAGGCCAGCGCUGUAUUAAGAAACUGACAGACAACCAGACAUCCACCAUGAUCAAAGCUACAGCGCGCUCCGCCCCCGACCGACAAGAAGAGAUCAGCCGACUGGUCAAAAGUAACAGCAUGGUCGGGGGCCCGGACCCCUACCUCAAGGAGUUUGGCAUUGUGGUACACAAUGACAUGACUGAAGUGACAGGGCGUGUGCUCCCGGCGCCCAUGCUGCAGUACGGGGGCCGGGUGAGUACGGACACCGGACGGGACUGUGGCAGGGGACUCUCUCCGCAGAAUAAAACCGUGGCCACGCCCAACCAGGGCGUGUGGGACAUGAGAGGGAAGCAGUUCUACGCCGGCAUUGAGAUCAAGGUCUGGGCCGUGGCCUGCUUCGCCCCACAGAAACAGUGUCGAGAGGACCUGCUCAAGAGCUUCACUGACCAGCUGCGGAAGAUUUCCAAAGAUGCAGGGAUGCCCAUUCAAGGCCAGCCCUGUUUCUGUAAAUAUGCCCAAGGAGCCGACAGCGUAGAGCCCAUGUUCAAACACCUCAAGAUGUCUUACGUCGGCCUGCAACUGAUUGUGGUCAUCCUGCCCGGUAAAACACCAGUCUAUGCUGAGGUGAAGCGGGUGGGCGACACCCUCCUUGGCAUGGCGACCCAGUGUGUGCAGGUGAAGAACGUAGUGAAGACGUCCCCUCAGACGCUCUCCAACCUGUGCCUCAAGAUCAACGCCAAGCUGGGAGGCAUCAACAACGUCCUGGUGCCUCAUCAGAGGCCCUCCGUGUUCCAGCAGCCUGUCAUCUUCCUUGGUGCAGACGUCACACAUCCUCCAGCGGGUGAUGGGAAGAAGCCGUCCAUCGCGGCGGUGGUGGGCAGCAUGGACGGCCACCCCAGCCGAUACUGCGCCACGGUGCGAGUCCAGACGUCUAGGCAGGACAUAUCACAGUGCCCCACUCCUCCAACCAAUCAGGAGCAACUCUUCAGCCAGGAGGUGAUCCAAGAUUUAACCAAUAUGGUGCGAGAGCUGCUCAUCCAGUUCUACAAGUCCACUCGCUUCAAGCCCACACGCAUCAUCUAUUACCGCGGCGGUGUGUCUGAGGGACAAAUGAAACAGGUGGCUUGGCCGGAGCUGAUAGCCAUCAGGAAGGCUUGCAUCAGUUUGGAGGAGGAUUACAGGCCGGGCAUCACCUACAUCGUGGUUCAGAAACGUCACCACACUCGCCUCUUCUGCUCUGACAAAGCUGAGCGGGUGGGGAAGAGCGGUAACGUCCCAGCAGGCACCACGGUGGACAGCACCAUCACACACCCGUCCGAGUUCGACUUCUACCUGUGCAGCCAUGCUGGGAUUCAGGGAACCAGUCGCCCGUCCCACUACCACGUCCUGUGGGACGACAACUGUUUCACUGCCGAUGAACUGCAGCUCCUCACCUACCAGCUGUGCCACACUUACGUCCGCUGCACGCGCUCCGUCUCCAUCCCAGCGCCGGCCUACUACGCCAGGCUGGUGGCUUUCCGAGCCCGCUACCACCUGGUGGACAAAGACCAUGACAGUGCUGAAGGAAGCCACGUGUCGGGCCAAAGUAACGGCCGGGACCCCCAGGCGUUGGCCAAGGCAGUCCAGAUCCACUAUGACACCCAGCACACCAUGUACUUUGCCUGAGUUAGCGGCAUGUCAGCCAGUCCACCUGCGGAUUCCCCUUUUUACUUCUGUCUUUUUAAAUCUCUUAUUUGCCCGUCUCUCUCUCUCCUGGUCCCAUAUGUUUCUCUUUGUUUGUAGUCUUGUCCCCUUCUCUUCACACUCACUGUACAAUUUCUAAAUCUGCACCAAAGUGGCUCUCUUGACAGGAGAGAUGGAGGCGCGGGGCAGGGCGCGCGGGGUGGGUUGGGAGGGUAUAACCUGCUGUGUCUCAAUAUGUCCAGCAGUUUUUUCAGUUUUAUUUUAUAUAUUAUUUCAAGGAACCAUCGCCAACCAGCGUUCCCAAUCGAGCCGCCCUUUCAAACCAGCAAUCCAGCACUGCAAACCCCGAGAGGUUUCCAAUGCACAAAAAGAGAAAAACAAAAACCAACCAUACACACAUAUACUACAAGUUGAGCCAUUAUUUUUGAGUUUGUUUUUUCUAUGUGAAUGUCUGCACUCUUGUGUUUGUAAGAUACACUGAGCGAGGGAGUGGACUGGCACAAUGUGUGUCAGUCAGCGCUGCUCUUUGGCUCUCCCAGCUAAGCAGGACUCUUAUCUACUUUUACCUCAAAGCCCCUUCGGGCAAAAUCUGUCACAAGGUCUUGGGUUUAUUGGGUGGUCGGGAGGGAACUCUAAAUGACAAGAGAUGAAGGGGAGUCGACCUUUUGCGAAUGAUAUAUAUAUCUAUAUAUAUAAAUUAUAUAUAGAUAUAUAUAUCUAUAUAUAUUUUCCUUUUUAUGCGCGUAUGUUUUAACCUUUUUUCUCCUCUUAUGGUCUUUUAACAAGCGAGGUGACCUGGGUGUCCAUGCCCAUUACUGUUUUCCUCCCAUUUUAUCGAAGAAUACACAGGUCUGUGCGUGUGCGUGCGCAUCUCUGUAUAUACGUGUGUGUGUGUGUGUGUGUACGCGUGUGUGUGUGUGUGUGUGUGUUUCAUGACAGGCCACUGAAUUGUAAAGGGAAAUCAAGGCGAUAACUGCUGUAAAUGCAUCAGAUUUGUUGUUUUUAUAUUCACACAUACAGUACAUAUAAGCAGAUAUUUACAUCUAUAGAGCAACUUUGAGACAUAUGACUUAAUCAGGCCUCGUAGAGGCUGCUGUGGGUAUUUGUAGCAGCUCUGGGUCACUUGUUCAUUUGGAAUGCUUUGAGGUGCAUUUUUUUUUUUUUUUAUGGGAUUUGCACAUUUAGGAGCCAAGUGCUCUGUUUGUGCUUAAAAACAUAUAUUAGAUCCCAGAAAAAUGCAACUGAAUCCCAUUCCAGGGGGCAAGUGAAGGCAGGUCUGGCCGUAGCCGUGGUGACGGAGGUCUGAAGGCAUUAAACACAGAGUAUGGUCUUUAUCAGCCCUGCUGUCUGUCUGAAAAGCAGGAUGUUAUUUUUCUUUGGACCUGAUUAUCUGAAAGAUUAUAUGAUGACACUGCUGGGCGUUGCUUCUCAUUUUGUUUUUGUUUUUUGUUUGUUGUUCUAGAUGUAGUAUCGGCCGGAAACCAACGUAUUUUUUUUUUUUAGGUCUCCUUUGCUAAUAUUGGCCAAUUCAUUGCACUGACCCGGGACGCUAGGCAAGCAACAGAGGGCACUCUCAAUCUCUCUUAACUUUAUGCAUUUAUACAUACGAAUCAACAAAGCAGAUUUGUAAAAGUUUAAUAUAAGAUGUUUUGUGGUUAUCUUAAAAAAAACAGACAAAAAAACCCAGUGGUUUAGAAUUAGUAGUUUGCCAUGGAUGUUGUUGUUGUCGUUAUCGUUGUUGUCAUUGUUAAUAUUGUGAUAAUUUUAUGGUGAGCAGCAAAGCCAGUGAUAUAGUUACUAGUGCGACUUCAGGAACAGACCUCAGCAGUUGAGCUGCAGGUUAGGACGUAGAGCUUUGGAAAUAGUUUUGUAGCAUUCUGGCUAACGGUGAGAAGAAGUAGACCCCAGGAUGGACGAGCUCAUGCUUCCUCUGCAGGUUCUGAUGCGAGUGAUGAACACACCGGCCUGCCGCUGUGUUCAUCACUCGGCUGGUAUCGGCUGGGCGGGAUCAGAUAGGUGGAGACAAUCUGGGAUUGUAAUCCGUAAGAACCGAGAUUGAGGGGGUUUGUUUUAAAGAAUGAUUUGCUUUGGGCAAUGAGUUGAAUUUUUAGACUUUAAAAAAAAAAUGGUUUCUUACUCUUGUGUAUUUGAAAUAUACCCACCUUAAAAUCUCUAUGACAGUGUUUGUUUCAUGUUUUUAAUGCAUUUUUAACACUGGAUGAAAUGAAUUGACAAUAAGCAUAAGCACUGCCCGUGGACGCCCCGUCCCCGUCCCCCUCUGUCCACUGCUAUCGGCGGUGUGCUGUGGGGACCGUUGCGCAGGUGGAGCCCCCUUGGGUUGUGGUUGGGCGGAGCGUUUGGAGAAACGGUCGACGUGCACGCCUCGUCAGGAGGGGACCGCUCAGUGGAAACCCUUUUGUAAUAAACCACCCGUAAAGCAGCAGGUUUACUAUGAAUGAGUUUGAGCGCCCGCCUGCUGAAGGCGUGGGCGUUGGCACAGACAGGACCAGGGGAGCAGGAUGGGGAGUCGAGGGGAACGGGACGGCGUUGUCCAGGCAUUGCAUGCAAUAAGUUAUAUUCCCUUUUGAAAAGAGGGGGUGGGUGGGUGGGGGGGGUUUAAAACGUGCACUAAUUUCACAGAGCCACGUGGGCUAUGUUGGAACAUUCAUGUGGCAUCUAAGACCGGCAAUGAUUUGACAUUUUUUAGUCCUGUAUUUGAUCUUUAAACUCGUCCGUCAGUGUGAUAACUGACCACUCCCUUUUCUGUUUGUAACAUGACAUUGCAAAGCAAUAUUUACCCAGUUGUCAUUUUGAAAUGUGGAAAAACAAAGCUAUAAUUCUCAUUGUGGUCGUUGCUCUCUCACUAUUGUGUAUCCGUAUCUUUAAUUCUUUUAAUUGUUCUGUUUAUUUUGUAUUCUUUGCUUGUAUCAAUCAGUGGGAAUGUGCAUUUGGUGGAAUAGUUAUUUAGGCUUUAGACCAUUUUCAUUAAAGUAACAAUUAAGACUUUGCUCACCUGCAUGCCAGAGUAUGGUCCUUUUUUUUAAAAUAAAAAAUAAAAAUAAAAUAAACUUUUGGGGAAUCAUAUUUAUUAAGAGAGGUUAAAAAAAAAAUAAAAAAACUUCUGGGAGGGAGGGAGGGGGGGGGGUUGAAUGUUUAUCAAUUUAGUGGGACUGUUUUAGGUUAGCAAUAUCUGUCAAGUGUCUUACACGGCGCUUUUUAAAGAUUCCUAGACAAAUGUCAUUGAUUUGGAAGGUACAUGCUCUUUUCUGAGGGGAGGGGGCCCGGCUCUUCGCAUCGUGUCCAUAUUCAAACGAGGUACUUUCUUCAAACGUGGACCCGUUGGAGGCCGAACCCCUCUCCUCUCUGCCAGGUUACCGUAGCGAGUGUCCACUUUGUCCCCUCGUUCCUGGUUUGUACCCGCGGCCAAGCCUCAUGAUGGGGACGAGGGGCUCUCCUGUCUCCAACUCUGCAGACCCCUCACAAAUGCACUUCCUCUUUGUGAAGGGGUCCCCAUGGCAUCAAGGGAGCAGGAUUACCUCUUUUUAACCUUUUUAAAAACAAUCCCCAAUUCUUUCUGUGACCCAAUAGAGAGAGCAUGAAUUAUUUUGAAAUUCCUCUCACUUUGAUAUAUUGUUAUAUCUUAUCGGAUUUGUAAUUUGACAUUGUGUAUUGUGUAAGUUGUUUUACUUUUGUUUUCCCCCUUUGGUUCCUUUUGGGGAGGGGGGGGGGUUGUUAUAGCUCUGCUCUGUUAGUUUCAUUUUUCUUCUGCUAGUGGUCUCUGUGAGUGUCUGACAGCAAUAGAAUCAUAGAAUUGUAACAUUCCAUUUCUGUGAAUGGAACGCUCCAAUUCUAUGAACAAACGGAACCCUUUCUGACCCGUGUGAGGGGGGCCGGGUAUGUUCUCGCUACGCCCCCUAACAGAGAGCCCAUCACUUGCUGUUGUUGCUAUUUGUGACAUUUUGAAAUACUUUUUUUUUUUUUUUCUUUUCUUUUCUUUUUUUUAGCCUGCAGGGAAUUCUUGUGUUACUGUGCAAAGUAAUAAAUUGGUAUUUUAUGCCUACUGUA
Gasterosteus aculeatus aculeatus (three-spined stickleback) is the source of this 6926-nucleotide messenger RNA. RefSeq names its product argonaute RISC component 4 (gene ago4). The record is from RefSeq and is a predicted model, not a curated record. NCBI's taxonomy places the organism in Eukaryota, Metazoa, Chordata, Actinopteri, Perciformes, Gasterosteidae. Gene Ontology annotation, molecular function: RNA binding; protein binding.